GCGCACGCCUGCAGCGCCCUCUUGUGUAUGAUCAUCGUGUGCAAGACAUACUGCGAAAACACAGUUUACUACGCCCGAAUUAAGAGUUAAUAAGAGCAAAACGUGGUGAUCUGCAAACAUCCCCCAGUCAGGUUAAUGAUUUGUGUUUAAAACUCACAAAUCGGAGCUAAGAACAGUGCAGAAAAGCGCAUACUGUGCAAUGCCGAGAGAGAAAAAACAUACAGUUAAGCCAAUGGAGAAAAAAGGAAAAUCUGAUAAAGGAAAAGAUGUAGAAAUAAUUGGAUCAAAAAGGAAACUCAAAGUUAAGUAUACAGUUAAGCCAAUGGAGAAAAAAGGAAAAUCAGAUAAAGGAAAAGAUGUAGAAAAAAUUGGAUCAAAAAGGAAACUCAAAGUUAAGUAUACCGUUGAGACAAUGGAGAAAAAAGAAAAAUCUGAAAAAGGAAAAGAUGUAGAAAAAAUUGGAUCAAAAAGGAAACUCAAAGUUAAGCAAAAGACGAAAGAUUCGACUACUAAAAGAAUAAAGCUAGAAACACAAAGUUGUGGAGCAAGGACUGAAAUUGCAAAACCAAACGCAGGAAGAGUUACACAACCAAAGUAUGUACAAGUAGGACAACCGCUUGAUGAAUGCCUAGAAGAAGAUACCUUCUUUAAUGAAUGGGUAGAGAAAAAUCUUCCCUCUCGUCAUCAAAAAGCAAAGGGUGUUCACUGGAUUUCCGUCGAACGGCGAAACAGUAACGAGGUAUAUGAAACUAAAACCAUGCCUGACAUCAUUGGAUUACACUCUGCAUUUGAUCAUGUUGAUGGUACCAAGAUAGUGAAUACACAAACUUUGAAAAAGCUAGCUAAGAAAUAUUCUUUUACAAGUGGAAAAUGGAUGUUGUUUGGAAAAACGGGACAAGAAAUCGAUCAACUCUGGAGAACUGUUGCAGAUGGUGUAAUAAAGGGAAUAAUUCCUAGUGUCUCUGCAAAAGUUAGUGCUUCAAAUGAAGAAAAUGACAGUCAUGUCAUUUGCAUUUACAAUGACAACUUCCUAAAUGAAUCAGAAGUUUAUGCUCUAAGAGAUGGCAUCUGGAACUCUGGGAUAGAUAAACCGUUAAAAUACAAGGCAGAUAUGUAUACCUGUUUAGGAAUAUACAGCCAGAAUACAUGGGGAAUAGAUCCAGUCCUGUAUCGAGAAGAAAAAGGACAAUGUGAUGAUAUCUUAUUUAACUUAUUAUACGACAAGCAACCAAGUAUAUCCGCUGUAGCUGGAAUCACCUUAACUAAAGAAUCGUCUCCAUUGCUUUCUAUUGCUGGUCCAACGAUGAACAGUGCAGUUCCAAUAACGCUAGGAAUCAAAUCGAUUUCGAACCUAGAGAAAUACGGGAACGAUGACGAAAAAGUCAGACUUUCCAUCCUAUUCCAUGAUGGAAACAUUUGUUUAAAAGGGAUUGCGUUUGGUGCCUCGGCUCGCAAGUGGAAAGAGAUUUUAAACGUUAAAUGCACAUAUAAAAUACGCAGUUACGCAAUUAAGGAGAGUAAUAGAAAAUAUACAAAUACUAAGUAUGAGAUACAUCUCUGGGAAACUACUGUCUUCAAAAAGUUAAAAAAUGGGUAUACUAAAAUACCAAGAGAGAAAAAAAUGAAAAUAUCAGAACUUGAUCAACAAUUUGAAAACUUGUUAGUGUCAACAUCAAAAGUGAUGAUUACUGAAAUUGAACAAUUAAUAAGACCAAAAGAAAAGUUCCUGCGAGAAAUAUAUAUUAAUGAUGCAACAGGAGAAAUAAAGAUAAAGAUGUGGUCGCAUGACGCAGACAAAUUUCCGUACAAUGAGGGCGAGUUUGUGAAACUAAAGUACGUGUCCUUGAGAUACGACAGUUUCUGCCGACAAUGUUAUUUAGAAAAGUCUGAUAACAUGAUCAUUUUGCGAUGUAAUGAAUAGCAAACAGAAACAUGCUUGUGAGAACAUAAACACAACACUGUUAUAUUAUUAUGACUUAUCUAUAUCAAGAAAUGUCAUUAUAUUUUAUAUUUGUACUACUUAAGAUGGCAGCGUUGGUUCCUUUUAUAGCUUACUAAUAUAUGAUAUGGAUUCUGCUGAAGGUCGUACGGUGAUCUAUAGUUGCCUACAUCAACGUAAUUUUAGUAUCUGGUGGAUAUUGUCUCAAUUGCAACCUACCAUAUCUUCUAUUGUGGGUUUUGUGUGGUUCAGUCUUUAGGUUUCCAAGUUGUGUUUUGUGUAAUGUUUUGGGGCUUUUUCUUUUUUUUGACAUGGUGCUUGGUUUUCGACUCAUGAGUUUGAAUGUCCCUUUGGUAUCUUUCUCCUCUCUGUUCUAAUCAUGUAUAUGUUUGUGAUGCUAUGCUGGUUUCGUGAUGCAUCAUCAGAAGGAUCAAAUGCACAUUGAUAUUGGUUAUUGUUCCCCACCCAUAUGGCCGUAGAGGAGUUAUUAGUAUUGCAAAUCUAUAUAACUUUGAAUCUCAUGAUUCAGAGUACAGUUGCAAAUAUUUUUGUUUAUAGUUUCUACACAAACAUUCAUGAAUAUUGAUUUUCUUAAACAAUUUUUCUGUUUUUAUUGAUUUUUCAACUACAUUUAACUUUAUUGCAAAAUUGUGUUGUUAUGAUUAAUAUAUUACAGCUUAGUAAAAACAAAAUAUCCUAACAACUAAAUAGCCAAUAUUCACAAAAAUAAAAUUGUUUGGCCUAUAUCACCUUGUUCCAGAUUCAAAAGUGUAAUGGAAAUAUUGUAGACUAAGUGCUAAUGAGAAGUUAAUGUAACAAAUCGUAUGUAAAAAUAACGCAUUCCCAUUGCAAAUGUCAUAUCUUUGGACGGGUAAGAGAAAAAGGAUAUAUAUAUAUUUUUGCUCAAAAGUAGUACAAUAAACUAAUCACAGAUA
Messenger RNA from Mytilus californianus (California mussel), 2874 nucleotides. RefSeq lists its product as uncharacterized. NCBI's taxonomy places the organism in Eukaryota, Metazoa, Mollusca, Bivalvia, Mytilida, Mytilidae. The transcript is spliced from 10 exons. Bases 200 to 1921 code for a protein of 573 amino acids. The record is from RefSeq and is a predicted model, not a curated record.